AUGAGCUUGAUAAAUGGUUUGAAAAACGUGCAAGAUUGUGAGAAAAUGGAUAGGAUGCUCUGUUACAAGGAGUUUCCAUAUUUUCACAUUUUGGGUGAUAAGCUUCACACAUACAUUCAUGAUAUGAGAAACAAUUAUGAUUGUAUUGGUUGUUGUGGUCUUACUAGCCUUGCAAUCAAGCUUGUUCAUACUAAUAUGCAUUUAAUGUUUUCAUUAAUUUAUAGCUUGAUUGAGUUGGCUUUAAUCCUACACGUGUUUACAUCAUCUGUCGAAAGAUAUUUCUCAGCAAUGAAGACUAUCAAAAUAGAUUCAUGCACCAAAAUGGAUGAAUGA
Molecule: messenger RNA, 333 nt
Organism: Mercurialis annua (annual mercury)
Lineage: Eukaryota; Viridiplantae; Streptophyta; Magnoliopsida; Malpighiales; Euphorbiaceae
Exons: 2
Coding region: 1-333 (110 amino acids)
Source: RefSeq, a predicted model, not a curated record